AUGACUAUUGACGAUAGUACGAUUGAUAUUCAUCUUACCAAACUUGUUGAUUGGUUAGUUGAUCGUCGUCAUUGUUCAAAAGAUUGGAAUGAACGAUCAGUGGCAAUUCGAGCGAAAGUUCAACAAGCUAUUUUAGAUAUGCCUGAACAUGAUGAAAUAAAAAGAUUACUCGGUUCUUCUUAUUUGGAUUAUUUUUGUUGUUUGAAAAUUGUUGAAAUAUUAAAAGAAACAGAGAAAGAAAGUAAAAAUAUGUUUGGCAUGUAUUCAUCACAACGAAUGAAAGAUUGGAGAACAAUUAUUUCUAAUUAUGAAAAAAAUUCUAUUUAUCUCGUUGAAUCCGGUCAAAUUCUUCAACGAAAUGUUGCUUUUGAAAUCCCUGCAUUAAAAAAACAUAUUGGUAAAUGUCAACAAAUUCGAGACGAAUGUCAUACACGUCAUGCUGAAUUAGAUAAAACUAUUCAUGAAAUUGAAAAACAAUAUGCACAAUUAUGCACCGAUAUGUCAAUUAAAGGUGAUAAUGUUCAACGAGAAUUAAUUGAACGUAUUGAAUAUUUACCAAAUAUAUGUACAGAAUUAGCAAAUGGAGAGAAAAAUUCCAUUCCAUCAUUAAAAUCAGCUGUUGAAUUUUAUUUAGAAUUUAUGAAACAUUUUCAUUCAUCUUUAAAAUCGAAUGAUGAAGAAUUUUUACCAAUUAUUAAAUAUUUAAUUGAUAAUGGAAAUACAACUGUUUAUCAAUGGAGAACGAAUGGUCAUGUACCUGUUAGUAUUGAACGACCACCAUUAAAUUAUAAAUUUGCAGAAGCAGCUGAAAUUGAUGAAACAGAACCAGAUAUUAUUCUGGGAUUUGAUGAUGAUUUAACAACAUCAACUGAAGGAAUUGAAAUUAAACAAGCAGCAAAUCAAGCAGAUGUUAUUGAUUUUGAUAUUGAAACAGAAAUUGAUUGGUCUGGAAUUGAUACAGUACCUGAAUUACUUGAUCCAGCUCUUUCAUCUAAUGGUACUCAUCCGAAUUCUAUUCCUGAUGCUCUACGAGAAGCUGCUCUCAAUGGAUCAACUCAUCCAAUUGAUGAUGGUAUUGCACGUGGUAAUGAUGCAUUAACAUUAUUGGAAAAUCGUGCAACAUAUACAACAUUUAUUCAAGAACUUCAUCGACUUCAAUCAUUUUUAAAACAACGUCUCAAUGAAUAUCAUGUCAAUGAAACUAUUCUUAUGACAUUUAUUAUGCAAAAUGCUCCAUCAUCAAUACAAAAAAUCAAUGAAAAUGAUUUAAAAACAUUUCUGAAAAAUGUUGAUUCAAUAUUUACAUCGAUUGCUCAUCGACAAUUAGAUCGAUUAUUUUCAAUGCGUGAUUCAUAUAAAUUUGUUGAUCGUCUUAUAAAUUGUUUUCAACAAAAGAAAAUUGCUAUUGAACGAAAUCGUUUACAACAGAAAGAAUUAGAAGAAAAAGCAACAAAUUCAUCAAAAGAAGAACAACAAUUGAAAGAAAAAUUAAAUAUAUUAAUUUCAUAUACAAAACAAUUAAAAGAACAGGUUGCAAAAGAAAUUUCAGUGAAAAAAUGUCAAAAUCGACGUAUCAAUAUCAUGGGUGAAAUCAAUACAUUAUAA
Molecule: messenger RNA, 1605 nt
Organism: Adineta steineri
Lineage: Eukaryota; Metazoa; Rotifera; Eurotatoria; Adinetida; Adinetidae
Source: the annotation of a GenBank genome assembly